Molecule: messenger RNA, 987 nt
Organism: Naegleria gruberi
Lineage: Eukaryota; Heterolobosea; Eutetramitea; Acrasida; Naegleriidae
Exons: 2
Coding region: 1-987 (328 amino acids)
Biological process (GO): transmembrane transport
Source: RefSeq, a predicted model, not a curated record
AUGUCGUCUUCACCUUCAUCAUCGUCAUCAAAUGAAGAGUUUUCAUCUUUUAGAAAAGUGCUGAUUUCCAUAGCUAGUUAUAAUGUUGAAAUUGGUUAUAGUAUUUGUGGAGGUGUAAGUGGUACUGUGAGUAGAACAGUGGCUGCUCCAUUUGAGAGACUUAAAAUUCUCUUCCAAGUACAAGAUCUUUCCGUACAAAAGCCAACAGGAAAAGAUGUUAAAUAUAAUGGUAUAAUAAGAAGUUUAAUUAAAAUCGGAAAGGAAGAAGGUAUUUCGGGAUAUUUCAAAGGAAAUGGUAGUAAUGUUGUUCGUAUCGUUCCAUACACCGCUGUGCAAUUUGUUUCAUAUGAAAAGUAUAAAGAAUGGAUGAUGAAUAUGAAUCCAGAUGGCCGAUUAACAACCUGGCAAAGAUUAAAUUGUGGUGGUUUGGCUGGUAUGACUUCAGUUAUCGUCUCCUAUCCUUUGGAUGUUGUUAGAUGUAGAUUGAGUGCACAAUAUGAACCUAAAAUUUAUCAUGGUAUUAAUCAUGCUCUUAAACUUAUUUAUCAAACAGAGGGAAUUAAAGGAUUAUAUAGAGGAAUUGUUCCAACAUUGCUAGGUAUUGCACCUUAUGUUGCUCUCAAUUUUACAACUUAUGAACAUUUGAAAGUUAAGAGUCUUGAAUAUUUAGGAUCGGAUAAUUUAGGAGUUGUUACAAAAUUGGUUUUGGGUGCUGUUAGUGGUACUUUUGCUCAAACUGUCACCUAUCCAUUUGAUGUCGUUAGAAGAAGAAUGCAAAUGGUUGGUAUGAGUGGAGCUGAAGAGCUGCCAAAGACAAUGCCUAGUGCAUUCCGUCAAGUUUAUCAAAAAUAUGGUUUCACUGGAUUCUACAAGGGUCUCCUUUCAAAUUAUAUGAAAGUUAUACCUGUAGUUUCAAUUAACUUUGUUGUUUAUGAAUAUAUGAAGAUUUUCCUUGGUUUGGCUAAGAGUGGAAGUGGUGAAGUUUAA